GAAACUCACGUAACUCUCCAACUCCAAGCAACGACGUUCCUGCAAAGACACCACAGAGAGACAGACGCCUUCUAGUCCAUACCGGAAAGGCCACUCCGCAUCAGUUCGGCCCCCCCCAGUAAAUCCCUCUUGCGGCUCAUCGAGGCGCACAUCCCGCCAGCCUCUCCCGCGCGAGGACACACAGAGGGACACAGGACACAAGGCACAACGGCGAAGAGCAGCAGGACAAACACGCACGCACACACACACACACACACACACACACAAAAUCCAACCACGGACCCGCCAAAAUGUCCGACCUCGACACCUUCACCCUCCUCCCCCUCAAGAUCGACCCCCAAUCCAAAGCCAUCUCCUCCCACGGCCCCAGCACCAAGGCCCUAGACGCCGAGCUGACCUCCCUCAACGCGCUGCACCGCGCCCUCCUGGGCCUCGAGGCCUCGCAGACGGUUCCCCCUCCCCCCGUGCCCGUCAACCCGAAGCGGUCGGCCAACGUGGCCAAGCUGCGCGAGUCCGGAAACGGCGAGUUCCGGCGCGGGCGGUUCGCCGAGGCCAUCAAGUUCUACACGCUGGGCCUGCAGAUGGCGCUGACGAGGCCCGCGUGGGAGCCGGGCCAGCUGGUGCGCGAGGAGGUGGCGCAGCUGUACGGGAACAGGGCGCAGGCGCACAUGGCGCUGCAGGGGUGGGCCGAGGGCGCCGUCGACGCAGAGGCGAGCGUCGAGGCCAAGAGGGCUGGGAAUGCGAAGGCGUGGUGGCGGAGGGGGAGGUGCCUGAUGGAGAUGGGGAGGUUGGGCGAGGCGAGGGAGUGGGUCGGCCGCGGGCUGGAGAUGGAGGGGGAGGAGAAGGAGUUGGUGGAGCUGGCGAGGGAGAUUGAGGGGAAGCUUAAGAAGGGGGGGGAUGGCGAGAAGGAGAAGGAGGAGAAGGAGUGAGAGGGGCCCAGAGCGAUGGGGAAGUGGGAAGCGGGAAGAGGGAAGCCGCCUGGAGAGUACCUAGGACGCCUUGGCAGCUGUAUAUUGCUUGAUUUUGCGAUGCGGGAUGGAUAGAUGCUGUUUCCCGUGGUGGAACACUAGCCCUUAUUUUGCGUGUGUUGGAGCCCCAUGCUGGCAUUCUACGGGUUACCGUGUGAAGUUGGGCCAGGCGGUAGUAGCUAGGGACGUUUCUUUUACUUCACGGCGUUAAAUGGAGAGAGAGAGAGAUUUGUGUGUACUCGUCCAGAGCUGAAAAUUGCCUCGGGAAUGAAUCCAGAGUUCGACAACAA
Phialemonium atrogriseum is the source of this 1258-nucleotide messenger RNA. Its product is annotated as TPR-like protein. The record is from RefSeq and is a predicted model, not a curated record. Gene Ontology annotation, molecular function: Hsp90 protein binding; Hsp70 protein binding. Gene Ontology annotation, biological process: protein folding. Bases 291 to 929 code for a protein of 212 amino acids. The transcript has a single exon. NCBI's taxonomy places the organism in Eukaryota, Fungi, Ascomycota, Sordariomycetes, Cephalothecales, Cephalothecaceae. Gene Ontology annotation, cellular component: nucleus; cytosol.